Messenger RNA from Ambispora leptoticha, 159 nucleotides. NCBI's taxonomy places the organism in Eukaryota, Fungi, Glomeromycota, Glomeromycetes, Archaeosporales, Ambisporaceae. The record is from the annotation of a GenBank genome assembly.
GAGAUUGGAAAGGACUGGAAAACUUAUAUAGAAAAGCUAGAUCAAGAUUACGAUUCUGAGUCUGAAGAUGAAUUAAAAGAUCUCAAAAAUAAAAUAAAAGAUAUUAUAUUUAAUUGUAAACCUGCAAUCAAGAAUCUUGUUACUACUAAUGAUAUGUAA